This is a messenger RNA of Pseudoliparis swirei, 5081 nucleotides long. RefSeq names its product inactive phospholipase D5-like. The coding region runs from base 340 to 2043 and encodes 567 amino acids. The record is from RefSeq and is a predicted model, not a curated record. Lineage: Eukaryota; Metazoa; Chordata; Actinopteri; Perciformes; Liparidae. Gene Ontology annotation, molecular function: catalytic activity. The transcript has 10 exons.
UGACCAGAGGAUGGACGGAUAGAGGAAGAUAAGCAUUGUGUGAGGAUUUAGGAGUGUCCUUCUGUCUUCGACUUUUCAUUCAUAGAACAGGCAGGAGGAGCAGCCAUUUCCCACACACACACACACACACAUUUCACACACAUACAGGUGCAUUUUACGAGCCAUAUAUUUGUGCGACAGAGAGGGAGAGGGACCGACUCCCCUCCCCUGACUCCGGGGCAAGCGACAGAUUUUAUUGCUCACACACAGACACACACACACACUAUCUCUGUGUUUCUCUCAUCACACACCAGAAGAGCACAUGUGUUUUAGAGUGGACUAGCGACAGAUGGAUGCGCCAUGAAGUUUCAGCAGAAGUGUAUCAUGAUCUUCGCCUUGGUGUGCUGCUGCGCCGUACUGGUGGUGCUCACUUUCUCUGCAGUGGACAUUUGGGGCGAUGACGAAGAUGGCAUCACCGAGGAGAACUGUAGCAGGAACUGCAGAGCGGUGCUGGUGGAGAACAUCCCAGAAGACAUCUCCUUCUUCGACAAUGGAACAUCAAAUCUCCCUCUCUUGAUGGGCUUGUACAACCUACUGGACCGAGCUAUCCGGGUCGUGGAGAUAGUUUCCCCGCUGUGGCUCCUCAACUCCUCUGAUUAUGAAUCCAGCUUCCAGCCUGCUGCCAGACAGGGCAGGGCUCUGCUGUCCAGGCUGCAAGGCCUGAAAGCGAAAGGAAUCCAGCUGAAGAUCUCCAGCGGGAUGAUCGACUCGAAUGAGCUCGUGAUGCUCGCCAAACACAAUGCCGACGUCCACUACGUGAACAUGACAGCGCUGAUCAACGGCCACCUCCUGUCCUCCUUCUGGGUGGUUGACAGGAGACAUUUCUACUUUGGCAGCGCCAGCAUGGACUGGAGAUCACUUGCCACAAGGAAGGAGCUGGGUGUGUUGGUGUACGACUGCAGCUGUCUGGCUCUGGACCUCCACAGAGUGUUCAGCCUCUACUGGGGGCUCCAGUACAGAGACUUCAUCGCCACCUUCUGGUCCAAGCGGGUCUUUGCCCUCUUCAACAAGGAAGAGCCGCUGAAGUUCACUCUCAACAGCACAAAGGCUCAGGCCUACAUCUCUAGCUCCCCAGAGGCUCUGCUCCCCAAACAUCGCAGCAGUGAUCUUGAAGCCAUUUCCAGCGUCAUCCAGGAGGCCCGCCAUUUCCUCUAUAUCUCCAUCAUCGAUUACCUACCUCUCCUCAGCCAUAACGCUCACAGCUACUGGUCCCGCAUCGACGGUCUUAUCCGGGAGGCUCUGAUCCUGAGGAAGGUCCGGGUCCGACUGCUGAUAAGUUGCUGGGAAAAGACUCAUCCACUUACCUCCAACUUCCUCUGGUCCCUGAGGGGUCUGUGCAUGGAGCAGGCCAACUGCUCUCUGGAAGCCAAGUUCUUCAACCCCAGAGUGCAGAGGGAUGGCAGUCUCCAGGGAAUAAACCACAACAGAUUUAUGGUGACGGAUAGAGCCAUUUAUUUAGGUAACCUGGACUGGGUGGGGAAUGAGUUUAACUUUAAUGCAGGAGCCGGCCUGGUGAUCAGUCAGCCGGAGGGCAUGGAGGAGAAGAACUCUACCGUGGUGGAGCAGCUGAGGGCUGCAUUCGAGAGGGACUGGUUUUCACGUUACAGCCACUCACUGGAGGCCGACACGUUCCCCGUCUGCACCACGCACCAGAUCAACAUGCCGGUCAGAGCCGGCCCCCUCGACAAUGAAACAGUGCCUACCAGAGCGGGCCGGCACGACAGCGCACCGGCACCAAUGAGACACAAUCACAAAGAUGACGGACAGACGCCAGUUCAAACAAAGCACCCUGACGACAGACUCGGCAACAUUGGUCGCCACGGCAAGGCCAGUGGACUGGUGCCCAGUAUAGCCAGUUACCAAGAGAUGGGACGAGUCAAAAUGAGUCACCUCGACGACAGACGGGUAGAGGUCAAAGGUGAUUACCGUGACAAUCCAAUGGAUCCACCCAGUCAGCCGGCUGAGAACAGCGGCAGCAGAGAGAUCCUCAACGGGUCCCUGUGACGAGGACAACUUCCAGUGACAAUGGACGUAACACGCUCGGUCUUUGUAGCAUUUUAUCGUUUAUAAACAAAAAAAUUGAAGAUUUAAGUGAAAUCUGGUUUGAAGGACUCGAACGUGUUCACGGAAGAACUCAGGAAGGAAAAGAAGCGCUCACCUGCAGUCUCGCACUUUUGAUGGACUUUUUUAAAAGAAUGAACAUUGCGUAAUACACUGUAAUAAUACCUUAGAACCUUACGAUUUUUUUUAUUUUUAUUCUCACCAGAUGAAAUCGUAUUGAUUGACUAAUAUGUCACUUUAGCUGUUGUGUGGCAGUCAUCGUGUAUCACCCUUUAAAAGGGGGAAAGAUGCCUGGAUGUCUAUGCAGAGAUGGACGUGUAGCUCCACUGGCUACAGUUAGCAUCAAAGAUGCACUCUCCAGCCUUACUGCACUCCUCUGAGUGGAUAUGUGGGAUGGUUUGGGAAUCUCCAGCAUUAUUAUGAAUAAUUUACCGUGCAUUCACAUAAUUACUUACAAAUGCAAACAAUUUGUAUUUCCAAUGAUAACUUUAGAUCUUCCUUCCAGACUUAAUCAACUAUAAACUAAACUGUUCAUUUAUUCCAAUGUCAUAUGAGAACCUUAACUCAACAUUGCAAGUUCAUUUCGACCCACAGGAACACACUGAAAUUGACAAGCGUUGCCUUUAGUCCUGUAAUGGAAACAACCCCAUAACUGGUUUUGAGUGGUGAUCCACAGUGGAGGAGCUGGUGGAUUAAAUCAUGUCCACCGUGUUUACAUCUACGAUACCAGAAGCACUGAACACGAUACAGACAGCCGUCUCAUCAUCCAGGACAUGAUGCACUAUUUAUCAAGAUGUUUUGUUUUAUGGAGGUCAUAAUUGAAUUAUAUAAUGCACCUCUUCUGCUGUGCUCGUUAGACAACACCAGAUGUACCGCGGUGUGGAGUCUUCCAAUCAGCCGCCGGCAUUGAAAAACUACAGGUGUGUUUCCUCGGAGGAAGAGAGGCCAUUGUCCUCAUAGAUAAUCAUUCCAUUUCCAAUAUAUACAGAUCCGAGGAAACUGAGACAAAUUGAAUGGAUAUCUAUAGGAUGCUUUUGAACGCAUGUGACUCAUUGAAUACACACUCGAAGGGACCAGAGGGCCAAAUCAAUACAAAGAUUUUUUAUCAGACAGUUGCAGUUGCUGCAGUUUGAUCUCAAGGACAUUGUUGCCUGUAAUGUCCUGAACAUAUAUGACCUGUACCGCGUGGAGGUACACACACAUGAUCGUUAACAUAGAACAACUAAUUUACUUUUCUUUCUUCUUUUUUAGCGACUUUCAUUUGCAUUUUGACUGAUUGCAUGUCGUUUUUUAGACUUUUACACAAUUUUCUGUGAGCGCUUCCAAAGCCAUUAAUUGAGAAACCACUUCCAGUGAGAGCAACACGGGGAUGUAUUUAUGGACAAUAUGCAGGGUGUUAUCGCCAGUGUUUUAAUGGGAAAGGAGCACAGGUGUCAUGAGGGUCCACUCUGAAUUCACCUAGCAGGAAGAACAAUAGCAUGUUUUGGUCAGAAUGCAUAAAAGGUUUCGCUGUAAUCAUAAAUAAUUGUUUAUUUCACAUUGUUUAUGGCGGAUAUCGCCUGUUUUCUGCAUACAGUACUUAUGCCUGCUCUUUUUGUGCGACAGUUUAUUAAUAUGUACGCCAGCGCUCACUUGCAUCACAACAUGUUCCCCAUGUGUACACACAGGUCACACGCAGCUGACCCACUGAUGCCAGUGGGAAAUGAAACAAAACAAACCACUUGACCAUUGUUAUCUGGUCAUGGCGGAUACAUGCUGCCCUCUAGAGGAUGUCUUGAGAAAGAACAUUUAUUCUCACAUUUACAAAAGCAGUUCAAAAAUACAUUGUUUUGAACUGCUGUUUAUGUUUACCAAUUCUUAUCAAAUGUAUAAAAGGCGGCAACAUGGGAAUGCAAGUGGUUUUCCUGCUUACGUUUCAACUGAAAUGAUGCUACUAUUUAUUGGUAUGAUAUGAUCAGCAGAUCAUUCUUUAUAGGAUAACACAUAUUGUAGUGAGAAUAGUUUAUAUAUAUAUAGCAUUAAAGUAUACAUAAAAAAUAAUGUGAUAAACAUAACAAUUCCGUGAUUCACUUUAAUAUACAUAAGACUUUCCCAUGCUGCUGUAUGUGUGCCAAAGCUCUUGCUCUCCAAAAAUCUCAUGACCUUUACAUGACACUAACACUUAGAUGCUGUAAACACAAACAUAUAUUUCCUUUCUGGAAUGGAUUCUCUAUUCAGAGUGAGUAGAACUUGAGCAUUAUCUCAAUAAUGACAUAAUACCUGGCGGAGGAGCAUAUGUCGACAUUGUAUUGUUUGUAACGUGACAGCUGAUCUGGAGUCAGACUCCGUACUUUACGCUGCUGUUAUUGUCUCUGAUUAUUUCACAAGGGGGGGGGGGGGGGGGGGGCGAUAACCUGUACCCAAAUCUUUGUGUAUGUUACUUGUUUAUUUUGUUUUCAAGCUAUUUUGAUGAUGAACAGUGACUGUUUUCCAGUUAACAGGGGACCAGGACUACACGUUUAAUCUGUCACGGUUUACAAUCUGCUUCAUGCAAAUGGUAAAAAAAUCAAAGCAAAAACAAUAGGAAUGUUUCUGAUUGCUGUCUGUCCGUCCAUCCAGUGAGUUUUAAGAGAAUUGAGCCAUUUUCACUGAAUAGUCAGUGAAAGAUUCUGUGUUUUCUUGAAGUCAGAAGCGUUGACAGGUUUGAUGUAGCUGCAAAGUUGAACAGACUGAAGCACUUUUCAAUUUAAAUGCUCACUGUAGAACUUUUCAAUGUCGCCUACCUUUAUUCUAUUGAAUUAUUUCGGCAUGACUGCUGCUUGCAUGCCUGCCUUUAUGAAGUGUGCACAGCUACGUGCAUUUCCAGAGAUAAUAAUGAAAGCUUACAUACAUUAAAAAAAUACAGAAGGAAUGUCUAUUUAUUGAAUACCCUUGUUAAUGCACACUACUGAAUUAUAUGAGCGCUGUGUUUUUACUCUUAAUUAAAAAAAAAUUUACUCUUU